Molecule: messenger RNA, 4725 nt
Organism: Phodopus roborovskii (desert hamster)
Lineage: Eukaryota; Metazoa; Chordata; Mammalia; Rodentia; Cricetidae
Product: spermatogenesis-associated protein 31-like
Exons: 5
Coding region: 1-4725 (1574 amino acids)
Source: RefSeq, a predicted model, not a curated record
AUGUAUGACCACAGAUGCCCCUGGACAAAGGCAUCAAACCUCCUUACUCAGGCAGUGGUGAGCACCUACAUCACAAGGUACCGAAACCGAACCAGGUUCACUGGAGGAGCGGCCACUGCUCUUAACCACGGAACUGUCCUUCCAGCCUACUUUUGUAGACUUCCAAGGGCGGCUUCAACGGAACAAAUAAACUCCUUCCUCAGUGUUCGUAAGGCUGCUGUGGUUUCCCUGAGGAGAAACAACCAGAUCACAGAUGAGUGGUGGCAAAUGGAUAGCAAGUUCUUGGAGUUUAGCCCUGAAGCUUCGGGGCAGUGUGGAGGACACUGCCCCCCCUCCCCUCCACACGGAGAUCAAGAAGCCAUGGAGUUUCUUAGAAGUGGAAGCACCUGGUCCUGCCACACUUGUGCCUUGCUCUCGGUGCAUUUGUUCAUGCGGGAUUGCUCAGAGCCUGAGCUCCCGUUUAACUUUUCAUUUCUACUGAAGGAACAUUUCAUUCAGUCUGUGGUAAGAUACCAGGUCCCGCCUUACCCCACCAUAACCCAGUCUCCAUUUCCAGCUUACAGAGGCUGCAGGAAGAAACCGAAGGAGGACAAGGUACUGAUUUCCCUUCUGCACAGACUGCCCAGCCUCCUGGCCCCAUGUUUCCUGGCUGCAAUGAUAUCUCCUGUCUCCCACAGCAUACUACAGAGGCUUGUCAAUACCAUCAGCUUUUGCAGGCUCUUAAGACAAAAUGCUUCAGGUGAAGAGUCCAACCCAGAAGCUGCCAAAGCCCACCUGCCACCUGGGCAGCCCACAGAGGAGUCUGUGGCCACCAAGCCCCUAGUGGCUUCCUCGGCUCCACUCCAGGAACACCUGAUGCCCCAAAAUUCUAAAAUCUUGUCACCUGUCCUGCUGGAUUCCUCAGCUUCUACUGAGUCACAGUUGUCCAUGAGUGACUCUCAAGCACCAGAGACCUUGACUCCUGGGAGACACCAUUCACCACCACCCCCACCAGGGUUGCCUUCCCUCCCAUCUCAUCCUCCUGACCCUGUGGCCCGUCCUCCAUGCACUCCAGAUGCCAGCACAAUGUCCCCUCAGUGUGAGGGGAAAGCGCAGUGGAACUCACAGAGCAUACCUUUGCCAGAUUUGCCUUCUCCCACCCCAACACCCCUAGGCCUUGACCAGUCACACGUGCCAAACUCACCCAUUCCAGGAUCUAAUGACUGUAGCAGGCCUACCUCAACUACCCCAAGCCUAAACAACUCAUGCAGGCCUACCUCAACAAACCCAGGCCUUGAACAACAAAGCUGGUCUAUCUCAACAAACCCAGAUCUUGAAUAUUCUGGAAGGCCUACCAAAACCAAGUCAGACCUUGCCAACUCAAGCAGGCCUACACAAACCACACAAGGCUUUGACCAAACCAGCAGGCCUAUCUCAAGCCCUUCCUGGUUCCAGGUAGCUGCUAAAGCCUGGUGCCACUCCAACUCAUCUUAUGGAGAUUCCAUGCAAGACCAUCUUUCUUUCAGCCAUGAAGAGGCCUCCUUCUGCACAGGCCCCACAUCCAGGCAGAUAGAGGCUGGCGAGCCCUUUUUUAUCAACCCUGAGCUAGAACUUCAGAAUAAAAAGAGAGCCGAGCUCGAAGUUAACAAUGGGAAAGAAAAAUUUGGCCAUACUUUGGGCCCCAUGGAAAGUAUCCUGGAGUCUUGGAUCAGCAGGCAUACCACCUCACAGCCGUUUUGGAGCAGAAACGAAAAAUCAGAGAAGUUUGAAGGUCACCAGCACUCAUUCUGCCAGAAGGCCUUGGGUGAUCAUUUACCCAUGAAAUACAGCCAGCUUUUCUGGGGCCUCCCCUUUCUCCACAGUGAGUCCCUUGUGGCUGCCGUCUAUAUGCCAGAGUCAUUGCAGGAUGUCCCCUCCAUCUUAUUCAAUGUACUAUCUACAUACAUCCCAAUACACAGUCAUUCUAAGGUACCUACACAGAUGUUCUCCCCAGAGCCCUUGCUUCAUCAUUCAGUCAAACCCAAAACUUUGAUUCAGAAGUUAACCUCGCCUCAAGCUCUAGUCCUGCCUGAAAUUCAAACCCAGGCCCGUGACCCAUCCUCCCUCCCAAAGCCACCAAGCCAUUCACCUCUAAUCAUGGAUUAUGGGACUUGUACUACAUCAUCAACGUCUCAAUUUACUGUCCCACCUGCUGUUCAAUACCUAGAGCUCCACCUUUUAAAGAAGCAACAGGAAAGUAGAAGCGAAUUACCAGCCAUGGUGAAAAAGUCCCAGGAAGCAUGUAAUCCACGCACUUCAAACAGUUGGAUGGCCAAGGGUCAUGAGUCUGUGGUCCACCUCCCGGGGGAAUUCAUUAACCCCAAGCUCCGGGAGCAGCUGGAAGAGCAUUUAAAAAGGAGCUUCAUACAACACCAGGGACAAUGGCCUCAAAAGGUCCAGCUAUCUCUGGACCUGAUGAAGUCACAGGACAAACUGGCAAGGAUGAGUGAGGCAAAAGUUAAUCGUGGACCUUCAAGUCCCUCAUCACUGGGAAAUGAAAGCAUCCAGCAUCCCUCAAGUGUUCCAUCAGAGGGUACAGAGAUAUUCCAGUCUUGGAGAGGUCCAGGCAAGGAUGUGACAAAAUGCCUGGGAAGAGCUGAGAGAGAUCAUUACUGGAGACCAGAAGGUCACCGAGGCAAACAGGAGGAAACUUACCACAUGAGAUCCCCAAGAAGAGAUUCACAAACUGUUUCCCCGAUAGAUCCAGGAAAAAGGCAGCUAGAAGAAACACUGAAAAGCUACUCAAGCAGCAAAUGGAGAUGUACCAAAGAAAGUAAGCUGCCCGUGGACAUUUAUCAAGGAGUAAGUGUUGACCAUGCUGUGGUCCCUCAUGACAACUCAAACACAAAUAUGAACACGUGGAAAAAAUCAUCUAUGAUUGAUGUGACCAUCUGCAAUAAAACCUCUGAGGCUUUCUUCCUAGACGCCAACACUCAAAAGGUGCUGGAAACACACCUUACAAGACGCCUGGCAAGGCACAGAUGGGGCCUGCCCCUCAGAGGCCUCAAGACCAUACAUAUGUUCAAUGAGAACAAAGCUACACCUUCACCCUCCAAUUCCUCUUUGUCCUCCUGGCGCUCUAGGGAAAUGUGUACUGACAUAAAGGCCAGUGUCCUGGCAGAACCUUUUCAGAAAGACCCAGAGAAGAAAGUGAUGGAAAACACCAGCACUGUGCAAUCUUCUUCCACACCGAAGCCUCCUCCUGCUCUCCAGGUGCAAUUUCUAAAAGAGCCUCCAUCUUGUAACAACUCUGGACCCUCUGAGGCCACUAAAAAAGUCCUGGAGGAUGACUUGACCUCCGUUUCUACCCAUUAUAGUCUCGUGGGCAGAGCCUGGCACCGUGAUAAAGUCCUUAGACCUUGGACACACAACCUAGAGCCAAUUCCAGGCCCAGUCAAGGGUGGUUAUGAACCACAGAAGAGUAAGGGUGUGACAUUUAGAGAAAUGCACGAAGAGGUAUUAGUUCGGGAGUUCAGUGUGGCAUCCCAGUCAACAAGUAUCAGGGAGACCGGGCAUCUGGAAGAGACAGAAGAGGAAGAAUCCUCUGACUGGGCAUAUAACACAGACACUGGGGAGAUGACAAAGUCUCCAAUCAACAGUGACUCUCUGGACACCAGUGAGAGUCCAUCCCAUUCCAGACCCAUUGCUCAGGGUCCAGAAGACUCUGGCUUGAGAACACCUCACUGCCUGGCCCCUGGUGUUGUCCUGCAGGAUUGUGCCACUGGAACAUUUCUUCAAGACUGUGCUCCUGAGGUUCUGCUUGCUGCAGAUAUAUUGGCCUCGAGGGCCUCUCAGUCCUGCUUCAAGACUAUGCCCCCUCCAAGCAAAUCAACCUCCCAGGACAGGAACCCUUUUUCCUGCAGAGAAAAUCUCACCAAGAUCUCCAAACCUAAGGAACCGUGGACUAGCCAUAUCUUUGGUCCAAAUGACAAAAAGAACUAUGGAAGUCCCCAGCAGAAAGUACAGCUUUCAGGGACAAGGCCAGUCCAAUCAUAUGGGCCAGAUAACCAUGAAAAGAAGGUUGGGGACAAGAUAAAAAAUGCCAUUGUUUCAAUUUGGACAACCAAAGACAAAGGACAGGGGGACUUACUGCAAAAAGUCAAGGCCUUCUCAGGCACCUGCCAAAGCCGAGCGUCAGGCUUGAACAGAUUUUUCAGGGCCCAACAGGUCACUGAAGCUCAAGAACUCAUGACCCCUGCUAAAAGAGUUCUGGCAGGGAAAUUGGGGACUCGCCAUGUUCAUGCUUCCUCACAGAAGAAUGAGCAUCCAAACCCACCCCAUACUCCAGUGAGGAGGCAGGUCUGCUGUGACAGAAUUCCCACUGCACAGCCAAAAACAGCACAGGGUAACACUGGCUGUGUUCAAGCCAACCUCAAGGGACACAGCCCUAACAAAUGGAUGUGCUACACUAACAACCAGACCCAGGUGUCCAGAGCCAGCCAAUAUCAGCACAGGGCACAGACACUUCUUGUUCCAAGUAGACCAAUCCACUGUCCUAGGCACUGCCCCUGUAGGAGUAAAAACUCCGGAAGAGCAAGUGCUUUCCCGUAUCCAAAAAAAAGAACACUCAUGACCAACUUCACUUUGCUAGGAGUGGCCUGGACUGCCCAGUACACAGCAUACACUGCUGCCCUCGGUGUUGAUGACAUCAACCACGUGUACCUGGGUCAUCCCUGGGGAUCUGUUGCUGAUUUUCCUUCUCUUUAG